AUGCCUCUCGACAUCCCUGAUCCUCCCAGAGACGCAGUCAACUUCUGCAACUUUGUUACGCACGCUCCCACCCCCUUCCAUGCCGUUGCCCACCUCACAACCAGUCUCUUCGCCACCGGAUUUGAGCAUAUUUCUGAACGAACCUCAGACACUGCUUUGAAGGCUGGCGGGAAAUACUUUUAUACCAGAAACCAGUCGUCGCUGGUAGCUUUCACCCUUCCAGAGAAGCCGACGAAAGAGACAGCAAUCUCUUUUGCGGCCGGACAUCUCGAUUCGCCUUGCCUCAAAGUCAGGCCAGUGAGCAAAAAGAUCAAGUCGGGCUAUCUCCAAGUCGGCGUAGAGCUGUAUGGGGGAGGCAUCUGGCACUCGUGGUUUGACCGGGAUCUGUCCAUCUCGGGCCGCGUGAUCAUCGCCAAUAGAAGUGCCUCUGCAGAGCACAAGUAUGUGAGCAAGCUCGUCAGGAUCGACAGACCCAUUCUGCGCAUCCCCACUCUUGCCAUCCACCUGGACAGAACGGCGAACGACAACUUCAAGUUUAACAAAGAGACCGAGUUCCAGCCCAUCCUGGGCUUGGUUGAAAGCAUCUUGAACGAACCUACCAAGACUGCUUUGAAGCGGACGCAUGACCAAGUGGCCACCCCUCCGCCGACUUCCUUGAGCAACAAGGCGCAGGAGGAUGAGAUCAAUAUCGCAAUGCAGGAGGAGAAGCAUCACCCCAAGUUGUUGGCUGUCUUGGCCGACGAAUUGGGAUGUGAUGUCGCAGACAUCCAGGAUUUCGAGCUCUCUCUGUAUGAUACUCAGCCCUCACAAGUCGGCGGUCUCUCCAACGAGUUCAUCUUCUCGCCCCGGAUCGACAAUCUCAUGACCUCCUUCUCGACUAUCGAAGCUCUUUGCGAAGCCGUCCAGUCCGCCAAUGCCGCAGAUGAAACAAACAUCAGGGCUGUGGUAUUGUUCGACAAUGAGGAAGUGGGAAGUGUCUCGCAUCAUGGAGCGGAGAGUAACAUCUUGCCAGCAUUCGUCGAGAGAAUCGCGGGGUUGGAAGACUAUAAGGAGAAGGGAUACUUCAACCUCUUGGCGAACAGUUUCGUCAUCUCGGCCGAUAUGGGUCAUGCUAUCCACCCCAACUACGAAUCGCGAUACGAGGCAAACCUCGCGCCCAAGCUGAACGGGGGCGUGGUGAUCAAGACCAACGCCAACCAGCGAUACACUUCCAACGCUCAGACGACAUUUUUAACCCGUCGAGUGGCCAAGAAGGCCGGGGUGCCUUUGCAAGAGUUUGAAGUCCGCAACGAUUCUUCUUGUGGUUCUACUCUUGGUACAUUCCUGUCCAAACACGUCCGCACCGUUGACAUUGGCCUCGCCCAACUGUCUAUGCACUCGAUUCGGGAAACCGCGGGGUCGAAAGACGUGCGGUAUUACAUCGACUUUUUCAGAGCAUUCUUUGAAGGAUUUGGGCAGAUCGACAAGGAGCUGAGGGUGGACUGGAAGUAG
This is a messenger RNA of Cryptococcus wingfieldii CBS 7118, 1491 nucleotides long. Its product is annotated as aspartyl aminopeptidase. The transcript has 5 exons. NCBI's taxonomy places the organism in Eukaryota, Fungi, Basidiomycota, Tremellomycetes, Tremellales, Cryptococcaceae. Bases 1 to 1491 code for a protein of 496 amino acids. The record is from RefSeq and is a predicted model, not a curated record. Gene Ontology annotation, molecular function: aminopeptidase activity; zinc ion binding. Gene Ontology annotation, biological process: proteolysis. Gene Ontology annotation, cellular component: fungal-type vacuole.